Molecule: messenger RNA, 4458 nt
Organism: Brassica napus (rape)
Lineage: Eukaryota; Viridiplantae; Streptophyta; Magnoliopsida; Brassicales; Brassicaceae
Product: phosphate transporter PHO1 homolog 9-like
Exons: 13
Coding region: 334-2730 (798 amino acids)
Biological process (GO): phosphate ion transport; cellular response to phosphate starvation
Cellular component (GO): cytoplasm; plasma membrane; Golgi apparatus
Molecular function (GO): inositol hexakisphosphate binding
Source: RefSeq, a predicted model, not a curated record
UCUAAAGAUCACUUCUGACAAAUAAAUUUUCACACACAUGUAAAACCAAAUAAUUAUAUACAUAAAAAAGGUGUUAAAAAAAUAGAUAUAUUAAAAAGUGGUGUACAUACAUACAAAGAUAGUCAGACAGACUCGAAUGUGACGUUAGUGAAACCGAUCUAGUUCCAGUUCUUACUCAAACAAUUUUUUUAUAGAAAAAAUAGAGAUUCUCAAGAGAAAAACAAAAAAAGGAUUAACAACCAAAAACAAGAACUUCUUGUUGUUGUUUCAGCUAGGGCUUUCCCGGGAGAAUCCAAUCUUUACGGGAAAAUAAACCAGAUCCAGGGGUAGAAGAUGAAGUUUGGAAAAGAAUACGAGACGCAGAUGAUCCAAGAAUGGCGUGAAGCCUACAUGGAUUACCGUUCUCUCAAAGCCAUCGUCAAACAGAUCCUCCGUCACCACCAAAAAAAACAACAACAACAACGUCCACCUCCUCCUCCUUCUCAACAAAACGGAGAGAGUGCACCGUCGCUCCAGCCCAACGGCGGCGCAAACCAAGUCGGAGAGGAAACCGGUCCAACAGGGUUAUCAAGAACCAUAUCUCUCUACCGCGCAUUUAGCGGUCUGACCAACCGAUCCAGAGGCUCCCCGAAGAAAUCACACAAACAAAACAAUCCUCUAAGCAGCAAACGCCACCACCAUUACCAUCUCUUCGACGACGACGAGGAUCAAGUCAUUCUCAUCAACGAAGACAAGACGGGAACCUACACGACGACGUUUCUAUGCUCGGCCGAGGAAGGAGGAGAUAUGGACGUUCAGUUUUUCCGGCGGCUUGAUGGAGAGUUCAACAAGGUGUUGAGAUUCUAUAAGCAGAAAGUGGAGAGUGUUAUGGAGGAAGCUGAUGAGCUUAGUAGACAACUAAACGUUUUGAUCGCUCUUAGGGUUAAAGUUGAGAAUCCAAACAUUGUUUUUCCCAACAUUAGUGCUGUCUCUAGUGCUAGUUCUUCUCCACAUUCAACCCCUAGGGCUCCAGCCACUUCACCACUGGAAGUGAUCAAAGAAGUGGAACAAAAGGAAGACAAGAAAGACAAGAAAGUCUACAAACCUGCUCCAGUGGAAAUGUUGGAUCAUAUAAAGAUCAAGAUCGAAGCGGAAACUCCAUUGCAAACUCUUAAAUGCAUGAUCAUGGGUCUCACAAGCCAGCAAACCUUCAGCAAAGUUGAGCUUAAGGGUGCUGAGGAGCUUAUGAGCCGCGCUUUUGUUGAGUUCUACCAGAAACUUAGGUUCCUAAAGAGUUAUUGCUUCUUGAAUCAGUUGGCAUUUUCAAAGAUAUUAAAGAAGUAUGACAAGACUACUUCGAGGAAUACAUCAAAGCCUUAUCUAAACACAGUGGACCAUUCUUAUUUAGGCAGCUGCGAUGAGGUCUCGAGGCUCAUGUCAAGAGUGGAAGCCACGUUUAUUAAACAUUUCGCCAAUGGAAAUCACCGAGACGGGAUGAAAUCUUUAAGGCCUAAAACUAAGAGGGAGAAACACAGAGUCACAUACUGCCUCGGCUUCUUGUCUGGUUGCGCUGCCGCUCUCGCAAUUUCAAUAGCCGUUGUUGUACAUAUAAGAGGCAUAGCGAAAAGCGAAGGCAGACAUCAGUACAUGGAGAACAUCUUCCCUCUUUACAGCUUGUUGGGGUUCGUUGCGGUUCAUCUGUUUAUGUUUGCAGGAAACAUAUACUUCUGGAGUAGAUAUCGAGUAAACUACCCGUUUAUCUUUGGUUUUGAGCAUGGGACCGAUCUUGGUUACAGAGAAGUUCUUCUAGUUGGCGCUGGUCUAGCAGUUCUAACAUUCGGAGGAGUACUCUCGAAUCUCGACAUGGAAAUGGAUCCAAGAACCAAAAGUUUUAGUGUCAUCACGGAGCUAGUUCCUUUAGCUCUUCUCUUCUGCUUGUUGACGGUAUCAUUCUGUCCAUUCGAUAUUAUAUAUCGGGCAAGCCGAUAUUUCUUCAUCGGAUCCGUCAUCCGUUGUGUUCUAAGCCCGCUCUACAAGGUUAUUCUCCCGGACUUCUUUCUCGCAGAUCAAUUAACGAGCCAGGUGCAAGCAUUUAGAAGCUUAUUGUUUUAUGUUUGCUAUUAUGGAUGGGCCGGGGAUUUCAAGAAACGAACACAUGAAUGCUAUGAGAGUGAGAUUUAUAAAAAACUCUACCUUGUCGUUGCCAUCGUUCCUUACUGGUUCCGCUUUGCUCAGUGUAUAAGGAGGUUGGUAGAGGAGAAAGACAAAAAUCAGGGCCUAAACGCGCUAAAGUAUCUCUCGACUAUAUUGGCGGUUGCGACUAGGACAAUCUUCGAGAUGCAGAAAGGGAGGUACUUGCUUACUGUGGCUGUAGCAACGUCGACCAUUGCCACAUUGUUCAAUACUUACUGGGACAUUUUCAUGGAUUGGGGUCUCAUGAACCCCAACUCCAAAAAUCCUUGGCUUCGUGACAAACUCUUAAUCCCUCACAAAAGCACAUACUUCAUUGUCAUGGUGGUGAAUGUGGUGCUGAGGCUGGCUUGGAUGCAGACGGUUCUUGGGAUUAGAGAAGCUCCAUUUUUGCACAAAAGAGCUUUGGUUGCUGUUGUUGCCAUCUUAGAGAUUAUUCGUCGUGGCAUUUGGAACUUUUUCAGGUUGGAGAAUGAGCAUUUGAACAAUGUGGGGAAGUACAGAGCCUUCAAGUCUGUACCUUUGCCUUUUCAAGAAGCUGGAGGAAACAAGAGCAUGUAAACUAUACAUAUAAUUUCUCCCAAAACCAAAAACAAAUAGCAGCUGAAUUUGGAUUAAUUUUUUUAUUAUAUCGUAUGAAAAUUGAUUCUUCCUAAUUUUCAUAAAUUAAUUUUGGGUUAUUUAUUUGUUAAUGUGGAAUUAACAGAUAUGUACACAAAAAUAUAUAAAAGGUUAAUAUUAUAAACAUAUUAUCAGACAAAAUUCAAAAUGUAGAUGAACUGGACUUCUUCCGCAUUUUUAAUUUUUAAUGAAAUAUAUAAGAUGUGAUUAGGUUCUGCAUCUAUGAAGAUGUUGUGCUUGUAAUCUUUAUACAUCCUAUCUAUGCUAUUAAAAGAGAAAAAUUCUUUAAAAAUCUACUUAAACAAAGUUGUUACACCAUUUAAUUAUAUUUAACUAUUUUUUGUCUUAUCUUAUAUAUUUGUAACCAAUCAUACAUUAUUCAUCUAAUCUAUUAAAAAUUUUGUACUUAGCCGUAAGUUUUCCGCGAAAGUUACCUUCUCAUACCACUAGUAUUAGACACAGAGUUUUGCAUUUAAAUUAAACCGGCACACACGAUUGCUUAAAUAAAUUAGAUUUAUAAAGCCAUCACUAAACCACUUAAUCCUCGGUUGCUACAUAUAGUUGUGUACACUGAAUAAAACACAACAUUUUGCCUUAUUACUAAAACAUAACGUUUAACUUUAUUAUAUGCUGGCUGUGAUACUACUUUCCUUCCUCUUCGUGUACAUCAUAUUCCAUUGUUAUAACAGCUCCUGUUUUUUCAGUCUGUACAAUUUGAUGUACUUGAUUAAGCUUGAAAAUUUAUUCUUUCGUUCAUAAUAUAUUUCAUGAUUUAUAUAUAUUAAAAAAUUCAACAUCAGAACAAUUUGAUAAUACCAGUAUAAAUUAUUUUGUUCAAAAUCCAGACUAAUCAUUUAUUAAUUUCCUAGAAUAAAAAGACCUUCCAAAAUCUAUUCCUAUAUUUAAUCAAAUCUUCUUAACAAUCACAAUAUCAAAUCAUUCACGUAACUAGCAGAUGAUAUUUUUUUGGUUUAUACUUUUGCAAAUCACAUUUAAAUCAAAUAAUUUAAAAGGUCCACAUUUUCUUUGUUAAAUAUGAUGUACCAUUUUUAAAAUGAUAACAAACUGGCCCAAUUAAAUAUAGCAUAUUGGGUUUGCUAUAAUUACCAGAACCAUGUAUUUUUUGUUUUUUUGGUACCUUUUCGUUAGUUUAGAUUAUUACUGUUUAAUUAUUACUUUAAAAUAUACUUUAAAUCACAAAAGUUUUAUAAAGUAUAUAAAAUAUACUUUAUAUUGUGAUUAAAUAAUGUUUAAUGAAAUAGAAAAGUUGUUCCAAACCCUAUAAAUCAUCCUAAUUUCUACUUGGACAUACUAAACAAACUGAACAAAAUACAUCAAUCUCAAAACUCUAUAACUAUGAAACUGUAACAUGAAUUUUUAAUAUAUAAUUAUUUAGAACAUACACCCGCGCGGACGCGCUAGAUAUAUUAAUUGAGAAUCAUUUAAAAAGUUGUAAUCUUAAUUUUGUACUAAUUAAAAAGAGAUCAUUCUUAGGUGUCACUCAAUUAAGAUGUCAAUUUAGAUUACGUGGCAGCUUAAUAAUCAAUUGGAAAAAAAUGUUGGUCUAAAUUCAAUUACUAGAGAACAUUAUAUUAACCUAAAUUUAAGAAGUAUGUAUUUUUUCCUUAAAUAAUAUGAUUAACAUAUAUAUGUCAAUUAAUGACUAUG